CCAACAACAAGAAAAUCGUAACAGAAGAUCAAGACCGAAAGUGUUCGUUAAUGGCAAAAUUUACCAAAUUGCGAGUAUUAAACUUCUAUUUGUAAAGUUUUGUGCAAAUUUCAAAUUGUUAUGCAGUUUUUUAUAUUAAAAUCAACAUAAAAUUUACGAAAUACCAAGACAAGCAAUGUCUUGCAGCGUUAAUGGAUUGAAUGCAGUUGAGGAAUGUUCUGGUGUCAAAUUUUCUGAUCCAACAGAAUUAAAAGAAUCUUUUGAAAAUGAAAAUUGUGUUUUUUCAAACAAUAGUUUUGAAAAGCAGUGUCAAUCAUCGAACCACCUUGAUAACAAUACCGAAUAUAAUACACUUUUGAUGAGUAGUUCGCCAUCUCAGAGUAGUAUUACAAUGCCAAAACAUUUUACAAACAUUACUGCAUUGAAACAGAAAAUAAUGAGCAGGUUACCUGGAAAGGUUUGCAAAGAAUGUUUUUAUCAAAGUAUUUAUUCUCAAUUGAGUCGCUUAGGUAUUGUUAAACCGAGUAAUAUUGAUGUGCUCGAAAAUAACAAAAAAAAUGAUGAUCUAUGUGAUGAUGAAGCAUUUCCGCUUCAAGGUGAUAGAAACUUAGAUUCUUGCAAGAAAAAAAGUCUUCUACGAAGUGUAUCUAAAAGAAGUCUUACUGAGAUGGAUUGGUAUGAGUUGACAAAAUUUGCUGAAGGAGAAUUAUUUGAUCCCAACUCUGCUACUGCUCAAGAGAUAUUGCGAGUAAUUGAAGAAGGUAAAGAUGAGUUAUCAGUUGCAUUUAAACUAAUGCAUAAUGUUGACUUUGAAUUUGUGGUAGAGGAAGCAGAAAAAUGUGUUCAAUGUGUUUUAAGCACAGGUUGGAAAGUGGUUUCACAUUGGGAACUACCAACAUGGCUUCGAGACAAUGAUUUUUUAUGGCAUAUGCAUAGACCUCAGUUACCAUCUUUUCGUGAAUGUUUCUCCAGCAUGUUUAGAUUGCAUACAGAAACUGGUAAUAUUUGGACCCAUUUUGUUGGAUUUCUUCUUGUUAUAGCUGCUAUGUUAAUGCUUUAUACUUUACCUGACAAAGUCAUUGGCGAUUUUCCAAAGGAUUGGGAAGAGUAUAUGGUAUUUUCUGCAUUCUUUAUUGGUGCAAUGACAUGUCUAUUGUUUUCAUGGUUGUAUCAUACAUGUUCGUGUCAUUCAAAGAAAACUUCAAGUUUAUUUAGCAAACUAGACUAUACAGGAAUAGCUUGUAUGAUUAUGGGUUCAUUUGUGCCAUGUAUUUAUUAUGGAUUCUACUGUAAUCCCUAUGAAAAAAUUGCAUACUUAGUCAGCAUGAUGGUUCUAGGAAUAUGCAGCAUUAUUGUCUCAUUGUGGGAUAAAUUUGCAACACCAGCAUUUAGACCUAUAAGAGCAGGUGUCUUCCUUGCGCUGGGUUGUUCUGGUGUGAUUCCAGUGGGUCAUAUGUUGGUUAAGUAUGGUUCAAAACAGGCUUUAGAGCAAGCUGCCAUUGGUUGGUUAAGCAUAAUGGGAUUAUGCUACAUUGUUGGAGCUAUUUUAUAUGCACUAAGAAUUCCAGAAAGAUUUUUUCCAGGAAAAUGUAACUUGAUUUUCCAAAGUCAUCAAAUCUUCCACAUUCUUGUUGUUAUAGCUGCUUUUAUACAUCUACAUGGCUGCUGUGAGAUGGCACUUUAUCGAAUUAAAGUUGGACGAAAUUGUUCUCUCUCGCUUGAGUUACCAAUUUUUAAUUCUACAUCUCCUUUUGUCCAAUAAUUUUUUUUUUUUUUUUGUAUAAUGCACUUUACUUAAAAUUUGUUUUAGAUACAAUACUGUCAAUAAAUUGCAAUCCGUGCUAUUUUAAAAAAACAUUAAAACAUAAUUUGAUUUUAUUAUUAUAAGAGAAUUUUUCAAAAAUAUUUUAACUCGAGUUUAAAAAAUUCUUUCAAAUAAAUAUCUAUUUAUUGCCCUAAGUUUUAAGUUCUUUACCAAAGUUAUUUAUUUUUUUAAUAUUUUAUUUUGUAUAUUUUCUGUUAUCUUUUUUUGUAUUUCUAUAACGUUAUCAUAGUUUGAUUUUGAUUAUGUAACAAUGUGAUUUGAUAUAAAGCAAUGUGUAUUUUUUUAAAGAUGUUAAAAAGAAAUAAGUAAAAAUUUAUUUUA
Hydra vulgaris (swiftwater hydra) is the source of this 2146-nucleotide messenger RNA. The record is from RefSeq and is a predicted model, not a curated record. NCBI's taxonomy places the organism in Eukaryota, Metazoa, Cnidaria, Hydrozoa, Anthoathecata, Hydridae.